Messenger RNA from Sipha flava (yellow sugarcane aphid), 1619 nucleotides. RefSeq names its product sideroflexin-1-like. The transcript is spliced from 8 exons. The record is from RefSeq and is a predicted model, not a curated record. Gene Ontology annotation, biological process: monoatomic ion transport; serine import into mitochondrion. Gene Ontology annotation, cellular component: mitochondrial inner membrane. The coding region runs from base 485 to 1498 and encodes 337 amino acids. Gene Ontology annotation, molecular function: monoatomic ion transmembrane transporter activity. Lineage: Eukaryota; Metazoa; Arthropoda; Insecta; Hemiptera; Aphididae.
UUGAAUUUGAAAUUACGUAAUUACAAAUAUUUUCAAUACUAUGGAUGAUGCAGUCUAGAGAACUUAUUUUAUUGAAUCCAACAAUAGCCGUACAAGUCCCUGCAAGUAACUUCCGAAAAAAGGGACUAAUCAUAUUUUCAAUAGUUCUGUAAGUCUGUGGAAUAGACGUAAAUGCGCAUAUUGCGUUGGUUGUAGGUCGUGUUAAUGUAUUGUCUCCUGUUCUAUAGCACACCAUAAUAUAAUCAAUAAUCAUAAUUUGUAGUCAAAUAAUAGUAAUUUAAUUACAAAUUAUCUAUAUAAAUAACAUUUGAAAUAAUAACAGUGUACAAAUAGUUCAGAAAUUAUAAACCUCCCCACUGUAAUAGAUCAUACUAUAUCGCUAACAUUAAAUAUAAUCAGUGUUCGAUUUUUAGAGAGUCCAUUUAUUUGUAUACGAUCGAUAUCAUUCAGUAGUAUUUAGAUUAUUGAACCUCAAACUCCGAACAUGGACGAACGAGUAGACUUAAACAUACCUCGUUGGAAUCAAGCCCACUACUCGGGCCGUGUCAGGUACUUUUUCGCUACUACUAAUCCAUUGAAUAUUUUGAAAUCAAACUUUGAAUUAAUGAAAUGUAAACAGAUCGUUACUGACUAUAAUAAUGGUGGAAAUAUACCAGAUGGGUUAACAAUAGAUGAUAUCUACAAGGCCAAAAUUGUGGUUGAUUCAGCAUUCCACCCGGAUACAGGAGAAAAAAUGAAUAUUUUUGGAAGAAUGUCUGCCCAAGUACCAAUGAAUAUGCUGAUUACUUAUGGUAUGGUCUCUUUUUACAAAAGCACAAUUGCUUUAAUUUUCUGGCAGUGGUUCAAUCAAUCGUAUAAUGCUCUAGUCAACUAUACUAAUCGAAGUGGAAACAUACCCAUAUCCUUCGAUCAGAUAUUGAAAUCAUAUAUUUUAACUACUAGUGCUGCUUUAAUUACAGCUGUGGGUUUAAAUAGAUUAAUUAUGAAUUUACCACCUAUUUGUGAACGUUUUGUGCCAUUUGUAGCUGCUGUUGUAGCGCAUUGUAUUAACAUACCUCUAAUGCGAAUAAAAGAACUGCAAAAUGGAAUCGCCGUGUACGAUGAGAAUAAAAAAUUUCUUGGUAAUUCCAAGAUUGCGUCUCGUCGAGGUAUUUUAGCUGUAUUAAUCAGUCGUAUUACGGUGUCUUCUAUGGGAAUUUUGUUAACGCCAAUUUUAAUGGAAAUAAUCGGAAAAAGUGGGAUAACAGCAAAUAUGGAAUGGCUACAAGAGCUUAUCGAAAUGUUAUUGUGUGGUAUCAUUUAUGCACUUGCGAUUCCAAUUAGUUGUGCAAUUUAUCCACAGAUAUCACCUAUAUCAAUAGACAAGCUUGAACCUGAAUUACAAGAUGAUUUAUAUAUUUCAGAAAAUGGCCGAAAAUUUUCAUUUGAGUAUUGGAUAUUACAACAAAGGUCUCUAAUUACUGUUUCACAGAUAUACAAAUGUAUUAAAAUAAAAUGAUUAUUAUUGUUAAGUUGUACUAAAACAUAUACCAUAUUUUGUUCAUGUAUCUAUAACAUGUAUAUUGUUUAAUAUAAAAUUACAUAAUAUAUUAAUUGUUUUUACAUCGGCUUAAUGGGGG